AUGAAGUCAAAAGGGAGUCGGUUGUCAACAGACUGUCCUGUCGAAUUUCCCAAGAUAGUCUCUGGAUUCGCUGAGGAAGUGAAAAUACGUAGACAAAGUUCCCAAGGACAGUACGCCGUCGAUUCACAUCCUCCGAAAAGCCCUGAACUGAAACACAGAAGACAGAGGUCAUCCUCUUUUGUUAACGGUAAAUGCAGGAACAGGGACCUUCCAUUGUUAGAUAACAAGAAAGCACAAGAAAUAAACACCAAUUCACACGGCCAAGACAUCGGUAUCAAAAACUUACCACGUCAACGUGAGUUGUUGAAUGCCAAAAAUGGAAUUGAUUUUACGCUGAUGGUGGCGGGUCAAAGUGGAUUGGGUAAAACCACGUUUAUCAAUUCCUUAUUUUCUACUUCUUUAAUUGAUGAUGACAUCAAAGAAAACAAACCUAUUAUUCGUUAUAAAAGCAUUGUAGAAGGAGAUGGAACACACCUUAAUUUCAACGUCAUCGAUACACCUGGUUUUGGUAACAAUAUGGAUAAUGCAUUUACGUGGAGGACAAUGGUUAACUAUAUUGAUGAAGAAAUAAGAUCGUACAUUUUCCAAGAAGAACAACCUGAUAGGACAAAAAUGGUUGAUAAUAGAGUCCAUUGUUGUUUGUACUUUCUGAGACCUUCAAAUAAGGGAAUUGAUACUUUAGACGUCGUAACAAUGAAAAAAUUAGCGAAGAGAGUGAAUUUAAUCCCGGUUAUUGCUAAAUCAGAUUUGCUAACGAAAGAGGAAUUGAAAAACUUCAAAACACAAGUUAGAGAAAUAAUAAGAGUACAAGAUAUCCCUGUAUGUUUCUUUUUCGGCGAUGAAGUUUUGAAUGCAACACAAGAUAUUUUUCAAAAAUAUCCAUUCAGUAUAAUUGCAUCUAAUGAGUACAUUUUUAAUGAAAAGGGCGAAAAAGUUAAAGGAAGACAAUACAAAUGGGGCGCUGUUGACAUUGAAAAUGAAAAGUACUGUGACUUCAAAAUCUUGCAAAAGACGAUUUUUGAUUGGAAUUUAAUUGAUCUUGUAGAAAGUACCGAGGAUUAUUAUGAAAAAUGCAGAUCUGAAAUGCUAAGAACUAGGCUAUUAAAGGCCAGAGAUUGCUUAACAACGAAAAGUGUUGACAUAACGGAAGAACAAAGGAAAUUUUUGGAGGAAGAAAUGAACUUCGAUGAAAUCGAGGAAAACAAACUCAAAAAUUACAAGUGCUAUGAAAUAAUUAAUAAAACGGUCAUGGAUAAGGUGGCUACAGAAUGGGAUCCUGAAUUUAUAACUAGACAAUUAGAAGCUAAGAAAAAAUUCAACGAGCUGUCCAACAGAGAAAUUUCAAAAUUUCGAGACUGGAAAAAGAGCCUAUUCAUGGAACAAGAGAAUUUUAACCAAGAGAUUGAACAAUUGAAUCACAAGUUGGAAAACUUACAACUGGAAUGUCAGGACUUGGAAUACAAGCUGUUAAUCGGAAAAAGUUCCAACAGCCAUUCCACAGAUAGUGCUACUUUAGUAAACGUUCACAUCAAAAGGUAG
Messenger RNA from Saccharomyces cerevisiae S288C, 1539 nucleotides. It is a transcript of the gene SPR3, whose product is annotated as septin SPR3. Gene Ontology annotation, molecular function: GTP binding. Lineage: Eukaryota; Fungi; Ascomycota; Saccharomycetes; Saccharomycetales; Saccharomycetaceae. The transcript has a single exon. Gene Ontology annotation, cellular component: cellular bud neck; septin complex; prospore membrane. The coding region runs from base 1 to 1539 and encodes 512 amino acids. The record is from RefSeq and is marked reviewed.